AUGCCCUACACCUGCCUCAUAUCUCCUUUUCUUGUCCUGUCAUAUUCUUAUCGCCUUCCCACCCGGCUGCAACCUCUCCGUCUUAUCCCUCCAUCCCAAUUUCCCUGUCCGCACUCAUCCGUCUUGUCUUCAUUGCCCCUAACCCGGUCUUUUGUCUCCCCCAGUCAGAUCUACUGUAUCGAGAACGCCCAUGGACAGCUGGUUCGUGACCUGGACUUCAAUCCCAAUCGUCAGUAUUAUCUGGCCAGCUGUGGCGACGACUGCAAGGUCAAGUUCUGGGACGUUCGUAACGUCCAGGAGCCGGUCAAGACCCUGGAGGAGCACUCCCACUGGGUUUGGAGCGUCCGCUACAACCACAGCCAUGACCAGUUGGUGUUGACGGCCAGCAGUGACAGCCGGCUCAUCCUUUCCAAUAUGGUGUCAAUCUCCUCCGAGCCGUUCGGACACCUGGUGGAUGACGAGGAGCUCAGUGAGGGAGAGGAGAACCAUCAAGAAGACAACCCUGUUCUCCCUCUCGGCCCUGUUCUCCCUCUCUCCCUCUCAGCCCUGUUCUCCCUCUCGGCCCUGUUCUCCCUCUCUCCCUCUCAGCCCUGUUCUCCCUCUCUCCCUCUCAGCCCUGUUCUCCCUCUCUCCCUCUCGGCCCUGUUCUCCCUCUCAGCCCUGUUCUCCCUCUCUCCCUCUCGGCCCUGUUCUCCCUCUCUCCCUCUCGGCCCUGUUCUCCCUCUCUCCCUCUCAGCCCUGUUCUCCCUCUCGGCCCUGUUCUCCCUCUCUCCCUCUCGGCCCUGUUCUCCCUCUCGGCCCUGUUCUCCCUCUCUCCCUCUCAGCCCUGUUCUCCCUCUCUCCCUCUCAGCCCUGUUCUCCCUCUCGACCCUGUUCUCCCUCUCGGCCCUGUUCUCCCUCUCUCCCUCUCAGCCCUGUUCUCCCUCUCUCCCUCUCAGCCCUGUUCUCCCUCUCGGCCCUGUUCUCCCUCUCGGCCCUGUUCUCCCUCUCGGCCCUGUUCUCCCUCUCUCCCUCUCAGCCCUGUUCUCCCUCUCAGCCCUGUUCUCCCUCUCUUCCUCUCGGCCCUGUUCUCCCUCUCGACCCUGUUCUCCCUCUCAGCCCUGUUCUCCCUCUCGGCCCUGUUCUCCCUCUCGACCCUGUUCUCCCUCUCAGCCCUGUUCUCCCUCUCUCCCUCUCGGCCCUGUUCUCCCUCUCUCCCUCUCAGCCCUGUUCUCCCUCUCGGCCCUGUUCUCCCUCUCUCCCUCUCAGCCCUGUUCUCCCUCUCUCCCUCUCAGCCCUGUUCUCCCUCUCUCCCUCUCGGCCCUGUUCUCCCUCUCUCCCUCUCAGCCCUGUUCUCCCUCUCGGCCCUGUUCUCCCUCUCUCCCUCUCAGCCCUGUUCUCCCUCUCUCCCUCUCAGCCCUGUUCUCCCUCUCUCCCUCUCAGCCCUGUUCUCCCUCUCGGCCCUGUUCUCCCUCUCGACCCUGUUCUCCCUCUCGGCCCUGUUCUCCCUCUCUCCCUCUCGGCCCUGUUCUCCCUCUCUCCCUCUCAGCCCUGUUCUCCCUCUCGGCCCUGUUCUCCCUCUCUCCCUCUCAGCCCUGUUCUCCCUCUCUCCCUCUCAGCCCUGUUCUCCCUCUCUCCCUCUCGGCCCUGUUCUCCCUCUCUCCCUCUCGGCCCUGUUCUCCCUCUCUCCCUCUCGGCCCUGUUCUCCCUCUCUCCCUCUCAGCCCUGUUCUCCCUCUCGGCCCUGUUCUCCCUCUCUCCCUCUCAGCCCUGUUCUCCCUCUCUCCCUCUCAGCCCUGUUCUCCCUCUCGACCCUGUUCUCCCUCUCGGCCCUGUUCUCCCUCUCUCCCUCUCAGCCCUGUUCUCCCUCUCAGCCCUGUUCUCCCUCUCGGCCCUGUUCUCCCUCUCGGCCCUGUUCUCCCUCUCUCCCUCUCAGCCCUGUUCUCCCUCUCUCCCUCUCGGCCCUGUUCUCCCUCUCGGCCCUGUUCUCCCUCUCGGCCCUGUUCUCCCUCUCUCCCUCUCAGCCCUGUUCUCCCUCUCUCCCUCUCAGCCCUGUUCUCCCUCUCGGCCCUGUUCUCCCUCUCUUCCUCUCGGCCCUGUUCUCCCUCUCGACCCUGUUCUCCCUCUCAGCCCUGUUCUCCCUCUCGGCCCUGUUCUCCCUCUCUCCCUCUCGGCCCUGUUCUCCCUCUCUCCCUCUCAGCCCUGUUCUCCCUCUCUCCCUCUCGGCCCUGUUCUCCCUCUCUUCCUCUCGGCCCUGUUCUCCCUCUCGACCCUGUUCUCCCUCUCGGCCCUGUUCUCCCUCUCGGCCCUGUUCUCCCUCUCGGCCCUGUUCUCCCUCUCGGCCCUGUUCUCCCUCUCGGCCCUGUUCUCCCUCUCGGCCCUGUUCUCCCUCUCGGCCCUGUUCUCCCUCUCAGCCCUGUUCUCCCUCUCGGCCCUGUUCUCCCUCUCAGCCCUGUUCUCCCUCUCUCCCUCUCGGCCCUGUUCUCCCUCUCAGCCCUGUUCUCCCUCUCUCCCUCUCAGCCCUGUUCUCCCUCUCGGCCCUGUUCUCCCUCUCAGCCCUGUUCUCCCUCUCUCCCUCUCAGCCCUGUUCUCCCUCUCUCCCUCUCAGCCCUGUUCUCCCUCUCUCCCUCUCGGCCCUGUUCUCCCUCUCUCCCUCUCGGCCCUGUUCUCCCUCUCGACCCUGUUCUCCCUCUCAGCCCUGUUCUCCCUCUCGGCCCUGUUCUCCCUCUCUCCCUCUCGGCCCUGUUCUCCCUCUCUCCCUCUCGGCCCUGUUCUCCCUCUCGACCCUGUUCUCCCUCUCGGCCCUGUUCUCCCUCUCGGCCCUGUUCUCCCUCUCUCCCUCUCAGCCCUGUUCUCCCUCUCUCCCUCUCGGCCCUGUUCUCCCUCUCGGCCCUGUUCUCCCUCUCUCCCUCUCGGCCCUGUUCUCCCUCUCGGCCCUGUUCUCCCUCUCGGCCCUGUUCUCCCUCUCUCCCUCUCAGCCCUGUUCUCCCUCUCUCCCUCUCGGCCCUGUUCUCCCUCUCAGCCCUGUUCUCCCUCUCAGCCCUGUUCUCCCUCUCUCCCUCUCAGCCCUGUUCUCCCUCUCUCCCUCUCGGCCCUGUUCUCCCUCUCGGCCCUGUUCUCCCUCUCGGCCCUGUUCUCCCUCUCGGCCCUGUUCUCCCUCUCGACCCUGUUCUCCCUCUCGGCCCUGUUCUCCCUCUCGGCCCUGUUCUCCCUCUCGGCCCUCCCUGUUCUCCCUCUCGGCCCUGUUCUCCCUCUCGGCCCUGUUCUCCCUCUCGGCCCUGUUCUCCCUCUCGGCCCUGUUCUCCCUCUCAGCCCUGUUCUCCCUCUCUUCCUCUCGGCCCUGUUCUCCCUCUCGACCCUGUUCUCCCUCUCAGCCCUGUUCUCCCUCUCGGCCCUGUUCUCCCUCUCGGCCCUGUUCUCCCUCUCGGCCCUGUUCUCCCUCUCUCCCUCUCAGCCCUGUUCUCCCUCUCGGCCCUGUUCUCCCUCUCAGCCCUGUUCUCCCUCUCUCCCUCUCGGCCCUGUUCUCCCUCUCAGCCCUGUUCUCCCUCUCUCCCUCUCGGCCCUGUUCUCCCUCUCUCCCUCUCAGCCCUGUUCUCCCUCUCUCCCUCUCAGCCCUGUUCUCCCUCUCGGCCCUGUUCUCCCUCUCAGCCCUGUUCUCCCUCUCUCCCUCUCAGCCCUGUUCUCCCUCUCUCCCUCUCAGCCCUGUUCUCCCUCUCUCCCUCUCGGCCCUGUUCUCCCUCUCUCCCUCUCGGCCCUGUUCUCCCUCUCGGCCCUGUUCUCCCUCUCGGCCCUGUUCUCCCUCUCGGCCCUGUUCUCCCUCUCGGCCCUGUUCUCCCUCUCGGCCCUGUUCUCCCUCUCGGCCCUGUUCUCCCUCUCGGCCCUGUUCUCCCUCUCGGCCCUGUUCUCCCUCUCGGCCCUGUUCUCCCUCUCGGCCCUGUUCUCCCUCUCUCCCUCUCGGCCCUGUUCUCCCUCUCUCCCUCUCGGCCCUGUUCUCCCUCUCUCCCUCUCAGCCCUGUUCUCCCUCUCUGCCCUGUUCUCCCUCUCUCCCUCUCGGCCCUGUUCUCCCUCUCAGCCCUGUUCUCCCUCUCUCCCUCUCAGCCCUGUUCUCCCUCUCUCCCUCUCGGCCCUGUUCUCCCUCUCGGCCCUGUUCUCCCUCUCGGCCCUGUUCUCCCUCUCGGCCCUGUUCUCCCUCUCGGCCCUGUUCUCCCUCUCGUCCAUAACAGCAGCUCUCAGGCUCGAUGGCUCACACUCCACCAUAAUUAUCAACUCUCGUUUCUAA
Knipowitschia caucasica is the source of this 4257-nucleotide messenger RNA. The record is from the annotation of a GenBank genome assembly. Lineage: Eukaryota; Metazoa; Chordata; Actinopteri; Gobiiformes; Gobiidae.